AUGUCCUUCGACGCUACUGAAUUAUCUUCCGUUGCCAUCGGUGGCCGUGUCCUCAGUGUUUCUGAUGAGUUCUUUGCAGAGGCUUAUCAAUUGCUACUUGUAGAGCCGGCAAUCAGCCUCAAGGGUCAGUUUGGACCCAACGGCGCUCUCUACAGUGGCUGGGAAUCCAGGAGGCACAAUCCCGACCAUGAUUGGUGCAUUAUACAACUCGGUACCACAGGCUCAAUUGUGGGUUUUGACAUUGAUACGUCGCACUUUAAUGGCAAUGAGGCACCCAGGGCGUCGGUUGAUGCCUUCCGCGGUGAUGCGGACGAAUUUCCAUCCAAAGAUGAUUCUAGGUGGAAAGAGCUCUUGGCGCCCGUUGACCUGGGACCAAAUGCGCACCAUCUGCUCCCCAUUCCUCGGUCAGAACCUGUCAAUUUCGUCAAGCUUAAAAUGUAUCCAGAUGGUGGCAUUGCGCGAUUCAGGGUCUACGGGCACGUUGUACCCGUGAUACCGCAAGAUCCGACACAUGUUUUUGACCUCGCUCAUGUCUUUGCAGGGGGCUCAGUCGUUGAAACAAGCGACCAGCACUUUGGUGUAGGCUCUAAUCUCGUCCUUCCUGGGAGAGGUAAGGACAUGGGCGAUGGGUGGGAAACAAAACGCAGUCGAGAAAAAGGACACAAGGAUUGGGCCACUAUCAAGCUGGGCAUCCCAGGAUAUCUUCAAUACAUGGAGAUUGAUACGGCGCAUUUCAAAGGGAACUUCCCGGAGAGUUGCGAAGCACAUGCCUCGUUGGAUUCAAAGGAAUGGACACUAAUCCUGCCAAGAACAAAACUUGGACCCCACAGGCAACACUAUUUCCAGCUCGAGAACGUCGAGGGGCAAGCAUAUACUCAUGUCCGCGUGACCAUCCAUCCAGAUGGGGGUAUAAAGCGGGUGAGGGUUAUGGGGUCCCGUUCGCCUUCCGUCCCCGCAAUGUCAACCCCAAACCCCAGUAACACAGCCACCCCCACCUCCACAGUUCCAGUCCUGCCCCUAACCCCCGAAGCAUUUGCGCCCUUUGGCAAGGUAGUCCAGGCCUACCAAGAUCAUGCGGCUGUUCCCAAGGGUAUAAAAGUCACCCCUGCGAAUGCCGGCACAGCAACAAAGUUCCACAAGUUGGCCCUGCUGGAGAAUCAAUACCCAACCACCUUGGGUGCCACUACCGGUUUGUCCGUCUAUCGCUGCAAACCGGUAAAUGUGCACAAUGGAGAGAUCACCGUGAACGUGAUGGAACGACAUCGAUAUACAAAUCAGGCGUUCAUUCCAAUGGGCUCCACCAACGGAACCGGAUACCUAGUCGUUGUUGCAAAUGGAGGUGAUAAACCGGAUAUGAAGACUUUGAGAGCUUUCUUGGCACGACCCGGACAGGGCAUCGUGUAUGAUACCGCAGUGUGGCAUCAACCAAUGACCGUACUUGGAGGCCAAGAGGUGGAUUUCACCUGUGUGGAGACGCAGAUUGGCAACGGCAGUACCGACGAUUGCGAAAUUGUAGAACUAGAGGGGGAUGACCUAGUCACUCUGAGACUUUGA
This is a messenger RNA of Desarmillaria tabescens, 1554 nucleotides long. Its product is annotated as galactose-binding domain-like protein. The record is from RefSeq and is a predicted model, not a curated record. Lineage: Eukaryota; Fungi; Basidiomycota; Agaricomycetes; Agaricales; Physalacriaceae. Gene Ontology annotation, biological process: allantoin catabolic process. The transcript has 3 exons. Bases 1 to 1554 code for a protein of 517 amino acids. Gene Ontology annotation, molecular function: ureidoglycolate hydrolase activity; ureidoglycolate lyase activity; allantoicase activity.